This is a messenger RNA of Engraulis encrasicolus (European anchovy), 3349 nucleotides long. RefSeq lists its product as uncharacterized. Bases 330 to 2636 code for a protein of 768 amino acids. The transcript has 10 exons. The record is from RefSeq and is a predicted model, not a curated record. NCBI's taxonomy places the organism in Eukaryota, Metazoa, Chordata, Actinopteri, Clupeiformes, Engraulidae.
AAGGUCCACUAAGUUAAAAAAACCAAAUUUAACAGUGAUCUAGUAGUGUUUUCAUGUGUCCGGAUAGAUAUCUUACAUUUCUGAUAGUGAUUUGUGCGAAAAUGUGCUAUUAUCUGGAAAACAAUAUUUCACCGUUAUUCAGGACCCAAAGCUCCACCCCUCAAAAAAAUAAACACUGCGCGUGAUGAUUCCAUACAUUAUGAUGACGUACGUUUCGGAAGUCAUAGCAGCAGCUGAUCAAGUUGACAGUAGUAUUGGGCGUAGUUCAUACAGUAUAUAGAUCGUAUUUUAGACCAUUUUCUCGUUUACAAUUUUCGUCGAGGCUCACCAUGCCGAUGAGAUGUAUCAUUGCAGGGUGUAGUAACACGUAUAAAGACGGGGUAAGUUUUCACCGCUUCCCUAAAGAUGAGAGUAUCAAGAAGAUCUGGAUAAAAAAAGUGAGGCUAACUCGGGCAAAAUGGACGGGACCGUCACCCUCAAGCUCACUGUGCAGUGAGCACUUCACUGACUCGGACUACGAGGAUUCGGGGAGUCAUUAUUCACAGUUUGGCAUGAAAAAGAAAAAAAUGUUGAAAUCCACAGCAAUACCCAACGUAUCUCUAAAGCCGCCACUGAAACUCCAGCCACCACCGAGAGCUGUCUGGAUGAAGAGGGAGAGGAAGAGGGCGGUCGUCGAAGCACUUGCAGGCAUGCAACCCGACCAGGCUCCUCCACUUCAGUCCGAGACGGAACAUGAAUCGGAAUGUAGCAGCUGGAUUGAGCAACCUGACACUAGUGGGCAACAGUGUGCCGGUACCCAGACGUGGGUUCCUACCAGCUGUGCUGGUACCCAAACACAACCUGCCACAUUGUACACAAAGCGUAUCCAAGCGUCAGUACAGACACGUGAUGCUUGGACACAAUACAUUGCACCAGAUGUGACUGGGAGGAGCAGCAGGACAUUUUGUGACCUGUCAGAGGAGGAAGACGUACAGAUGGAAACUGAAGGGGCGAGGCAGGAGGAAGAAGACCUGAUGGACAAGGAAGAUGCGAGGAAGGAGGAGGAAGGCUCUACCUGUUCAGAAUUCAUGCCUGACAGUCAUUCCAGCUCUGAGUCUUCUGAUGGCCAAAGCACGCCUGAGAGACCCACACAAAGGAUUAAGAAACAAUGUGGAAGAGUUCCUUCAGUCGAAGUGAGGCACAAUAGCGUCAUUCCUCCCCACGAAGACAAUAAGUAUAUUGUGUUUGAGACAAAGCUCCUGGACCUCUUCAAGCUCUGCCGGGAUUGUGGGUCAGGCAAUGUCUACAUCAGGAAAAGAGUCAUGGGCACAUUACUUAUCAUAACUGUUGAGUGUUAUUCAUGCGACAAAUCAAGCAAGUGGGAGAGCCAGCCUUUCUACCAGAAUCGCCCAGCAGGAAAUUUGCUGUUGUCUGCUGCAACGCUGUUUGCUGGAGGAAGCUGGACGAUGAUGCGGCGCAUCCUUUCGCAGCUGAGACUUGCUUGCAUAGCUGACCAGACCUUCUAUACCAUACAGAGAGAAUCCCUGCAACCAGCUAUUCAGCGCAGAUGGUCGGAGCAACAACAGCAAGUUGUGGGACAGCUGCUGUCGACCGGUGUUCCGCUCGUCAUCGCCAGCGAUGGACGUGCCGACAGCCCAGGCCACUCUGCCAAAUUUGGGGUCUAUACGGGACUGGAGGCCACCCUCAACAAGAUUGUUGAUUUGGAGCUGGUGCAGAGCAAUGAGGUGAAGUCAUCCUUCCAUAUGGAGCUGGAGGGAUUUAAAAGACUAGAGGCUUUCCUCACACAGCAAGGGCUACAGAUGGGCAAACUGAUUACCGAUCGUCAUCGCCAACUGGCCAAACAUGUCAGGGAAAACCUGCCCCAUGUCCUGCACACAUAUGAUGUGUGGCAUAUAGCAAAAGCUGUACAAAAGAAGGUCCAUGCCCUCGCCACACAGAAGAACUGUGAUGAUCUCCUUGGUUGGGAGAAGAGCAUCGGCAACCAUGUGUACUGGGUUGCAUCUUCAACUCAGGACCAAGAAGAGGAGCUGCGUGGUGCCAAAUGGAACUCCUUGGGGAACCAUAUACUGGGGAUCCACUCUGGCCAUUCAGACCUAUUCCCUACCUGUCUGCAUGGAGACCUUCAAGAUGAAAGAGACAAGAAUUGGCUCAAGCCAGGCACAAAAGUGGCCGAAAAGUUGGAUGACAUCAUCAGUAACACCACCCUGGUCAAGGACAUCAAGAAAAUGUCAUCAGGUCACCAGACAUCAUCGCUUGAGUCCUUCCACAGCGUGAUCAAUCAAUUCGCGCCAAAAAUGAAAUCUUACACCUACCAUGGCAUCCUCAGCAGGUUUCAAUUGGCCGCACUGCACUAUAACACCAACAGUGGCCGAGAGCAAGCCAGGACAAGGAAAGGGGACCUUCGCUUCAGCAUCCGCAAACCCAAGUACAGGCCGGGGAAUGCUUCAGCUAAGCCAAUAAAAGAAUCAUGCAACUACUCCUAUGCUGAGCAACUCAUGGCUGACGUGGCGGAGCAAGACUUGGACACAUCUGUAUGUGAAAGACAGCCAUCACCACCACCUUUGAGCAGUGGCCAUGUGUACCCCCCCAAUGAGGAGAUCAUCCGAUGCCAUCACAGCCGGUUUUCAAAAGAUUGAUAAUAAUUAGAGGUGCACCCCCAUCCAAAUCUGUCAAGACCCUCGAAUAACACAAUUUCAAUAGUUUCACAUACAAGCAAGGUGCCUUUUCAGAAAAUAAUCUUAAUUCAUUUUUAUUUAAUACAAAGCUAACAUAAUUGCAUAUUUUUUUUAUUUUAUUUAUGUAAUAUAACUAUUUAUAUGUAUUAUCAAGUACAUGAAUGUAAACCAAACCAACAUCUGGGUUCUCUAAAAAUAUAGAAGUGCAUGUCUUCAGAAAUGGAGUUAGGGGUAUUUGCAUCUGAACUCUUCAUGUGUUCAUGCACAGUUUUGAUAUCCUCCAUGAAAAUACACAAUGAAAAUAAAGAGAAUGCAUAAAUGAGAAGGCGAGUCCAUUCUUUUGGCCUGUACUGUAGGUCACAGUGAUAUUUAUUAACUGACUUUUUCAAGACAAGGUCAUUACCUGCCCACACACUGGGACGCAAGGUCUCACACUAUAGAGUCCUACAUUUCCUGGAAGCCUGUUUGUUGACUGGAUGGAAAGGUUUGCCGAAUCUUGGUGACAGCACAGGAUGGGAGGGGCACUCGCACAUGGCGGCCUAGAAAUUGCCAGCACCACCUCACCAACUGCCGAUAAGCAGUAUGUCUGAGUUUUCUGUACAAAAAAAGAAAUAUAAUGUAGAAAGUGUGCCUUCAUCAGAAAUAGGUAAUUUGGUGUUACAGCAGUUAUUCAA